Achroia grisella is the source of this 1288-nucleotide messenger RNA. RefSeq lists its product as uncharacterized. The record is from RefSeq and is a predicted model, not a curated record. The transcript has 3 exons. Bases 1 to 1266 code for a protein of 421 amino acids. Lineage: Eukaryota; Metazoa; Arthropoda; Insecta; Lepidoptera; Pyralidae.
AUGACAAAACAGGGGACCAAUGAGGCCGUCAAUUUUUUUGAAAUCUCUCCUGUUACAGCACUCUCCGUCUUGCUCCUACAUCACGUGAUAUCGUCCUCUGGUCGGACGAUCACACAAACAAAGGGACCUACAGGUCCCAAAGAAGCUACUAAACUAACUAAACUCCCAUCAUUUCAAAUACCCAAUGCGAAAAGCAUCGUCGAUAUGAUACUACCUCUGCUUCGCAAAUCUCAGAACGCAGAUGCACGCUCCGGACACGAUAAACAGACAGAUAAAGAAGUGAUAAAUGAUGAAAAUGACGAUCGUUUUGUAGAAAUACUACCGUUGAAUUCGAAUAUAAAAAGCAAAGGCGGAAAAGCACCUUUGGCAUUAAUAUUAGCAACCACAAACGAAGAUAACAGGAACGUAAAUGAUCCUGAUCAUAUUAAGCAAGUGAACUCUCAUUAUAAGGAUUCUGAUGAGGAAAACAGCAACGUGGAAGAGCAUCUCAAUGAAAAAACUAUUGAUUUAAUUAAAAACGAUGAAACUGAUAUAACAAAUAACAGCGAUAGUGAAAGUAGAAACAAUUACGAAUUAGAAAAAGAAACUGAUAAAUCUGAUGUUGAUAUUUUAGAUUCUGAACAUAGACUUUCAAACAAUAUUAACGAUACAGACGUAGUAAAAAGUAAUUUUAAUAAAGACGUAAUACAAUGGGCAGAUCGUAUAAAGACAUCUUCUAACGAUGUUAAUAAAUCAACAAAUGAAAAUGAACGGGAAGAUCGGCCGUUUAGUGAAACUGAAGUAGAAGAGUCCGAUAGUUUAGAGGACGACACACCAUUGUCAUAUAAAGAGAGUGAAAGUGCAGUAAGUAGAAGUGAGGAGAAUACGAUUUGGCAAAAUGUAGACAAAGAAUUAUUAAAAAUUAUACCUGGCAACCUACGAGAUCUAACAAACGAUUACUCUAAUGAAGAACUGAGUGAAAAUGACGAUCUAAAUCAAAUAAGUUUAAAAGUUUUUAGUAGAUCUGGAAAUCUAUCAGAAUCGGACGUAAAUAAAGAUGAUGAAGAUUCGUCUAAAGAAAUGAAACCAAAUGUUGAAACUAAAGAAACAUUGGAAUUGUUUCAAAACGAAUUUAAAACCAAUGACAAAAAUGUAGUAAAUUCUAUUGAAACUAACAGAGCGGGACAGACAGUUACAAAAGAGGAUUGCGAUGACAAUGAUGAAUCUAAAGAAAGUAAUAAUGAAACGCACAAAUCUUACAAUUUAUCAUUCGUGUUCAGCAGAUAAAAAAUAAUCAUACAUAUUGUAG